AAGACUCCGCCCCGCCAGCCCUCUAAGCCCCGCCCCGCGCAAGCGCCCAAACCCCACGACCCGCCUGCGCUCCCUCCGACUCCAGAAGCCGUCCUCAUUGCGCAGGCGCUAGAUACUCGGCCCGCGCAGGCGCCCUAGCCCGGCGGACCGACCCGUCCCUCCCGAGGCCCCCAGCACCCCCAUCGCGGUCCCUCCCCUGGCCGGGGGGUCAUGGCUCCACCGCCCCUGUCGCCGCCGCUCUGCACGCUGCCGGCGGGCCCUGGGCCCCCCCGCUUCGUGUGCUACUGCGAGGGGGAGGGAGCCAGGGACGGGGAUCGCGGCCCCUUCAACAUCUAUGUGACAGACGCCGCGGAGCUCUGGAGCACCUGCUUCACGCCGGACCACCUGCCGGCCCUCUUGGUGACAAGCCCCUGUGCCCUGCAGAAGGCUCGUUUUGGCCUGAGUGCAGCUGAGGACAUCGCCCCCCGGUUCAGGGCAGCCUGUGAGCAGCAAGCUGUGACCCUGACCCUGCAGGAGGACCUCGCAUCCCUGACUCUUUCCAGUGGGCCCUCGACCCUGACCUUCGACCUCUCAAAGGUGCCAGGCCCAGAGGCAGCCCCCAGGUUACAGGAGCUAACACUGGGCCUGGCAGAGCGUGUGUGCAGGCUGGAGCAGCGGCUGGCAGGUGGGCUGCGGAGAGGACAGCCAGCCCCAGGAAGAGCCCCCUACAGGCAGGGCUGCAGCUCUUUUUACCAGACCCUGAUCCUCAGAGGGGUAGCCCUGGACCUGGGGUCAGGAGACGGUGUCCUGGAGAGUCCCUCAUCAACCCUGGCUUCAAAAGUAAGAAACCGGCCAGUGGUGUGGACUUUGAUGACACCUGAAGGUACAGCAAAAAGUGUAACCCAACCAGAAAUCCACCUGGAGAGGAGGGGCAGUCCUCUGGAGACCCGCCCACCCCACGGCUGCCCUUCUGCUGCCCGCCCACGAGGCUGCCCCUCCAGCCCCUUCCCCACCAAAUAAACGGAGCCCUGGUGACACAGCGGUUAAGAGCUCAGCUGCUAACCAAAAUGUCGGCAGUUGGAAUCGGCCAGCUCCUCCUUGGAAGCUCAAUGAAGCAGCUCUACACUGCGCUUAGGGUUACUAUGGGUCAGAAACUGCAA
This is a messenger RNA of Loxodonta africana (African savanna elephant), 1139 nucleotides long. RefSeq names its product PAXX non-homologous end joining factor (gene PAXX). Gene Ontology annotation, molecular function: molecular adaptor activity. Gene Ontology annotation, cellular component: site of double-strand break; nonhomologous end joining complex; nucleus. Gene Ontology annotation, biological process: double-strand break repair via nonhomologous end joining. NCBI's taxonomy places the organism in Eukaryota, Metazoa, Chordata, Mammalia, Proboscidea, Elephantidae. The record is from RefSeq and is a predicted model, not a curated record. Bases 211 to 999 code for a protein of 262 amino acids. The transcript is spliced from 7 exons.